Messenger RNA from Tarenaya hassleriana, 1934 nucleotides. Its product is annotated as aspartic proteinase A1. Gene Ontology annotation, molecular function: aspartic-type endopeptidase activity. The record is from RefSeq and is a predicted model, not a curated record. The coding region runs from base 90 to 1646 and encodes 518 amino acids. Lineage: Eukaryota; Viridiplantae; Streptophyta; Magnoliopsida; Brassicales; Cleomaceae. Gene Ontology annotation, biological process: proteolysis; lipid metabolic process. The transcript has 14 exons.
UAUGUAACUGUCCUUUGCUUCAAUUCCUUUUCUUCAACUCUCCUCUUCUCCAUCAUCGUCUCUGAGAUUCUCGUGCUUUCUUCGGUCAAAUGGAUGUAUACUGUAGAACGGUUGUUGUCACUGUCUUGCUAUCUUUCCUGUUGUCUUGUUGUGCCUCCUCCGAGCGCAGCGAUGGUACAUUCAGAAUUGGGCUGAAAAAAUUGAAGUUGGAUCCCAAUAACCGACUGGCUUCACGGCUUGGUUCCAAGCAAGAAGAGGCUUUGAGAGCUUCUCUGAAAGAGUUCCGUUUUCACAACAAUCUAGGAGAUUCUGGAGAUACUGAUGUUGUUGCACUGAAGAACUACUUGGACGCUCAGUACUAUGGUGAGAUCGGUAUCGGUACUCCACCACAGAAGUUCACUGUGAUUUUUGACACAGGAAGCUCUAACCUUUGGAUUCCAUCCUCAAAGUGUUAUUUAUCGGUUGCAUGCUUCUUCCACAACAAGUAUAAGUCAUCUCGUUCAACCACAUACAAGAAAAAUGGAAAGUCUGCCUCAAUUCAUUACGGCACCGGAGCAAUCUCUGGUUUCUUUAGUUAUGAUGCCGUCACCGUUGGUGAUCUGGUUGUCCAGGGUCAGGAGUUUAUUGAGGCUACCAGGGAACCCAGUAUAACAUUCUUGGUAGCUAAAUUUGACGGUAUCCUUGGUCUUGGAUUCCAAGAGAUCUCUGUUGGGAAUGCCACUCCUGUUUGGUAUAACAUGAUCAACCAAGGACUUAUCAAGGAGCCCAUCUUCUCAUUUUGGCUGAACCGUAAUCCUGAGGACGAAGAAGGUGGUGAACUUGUGUUUGGAGGUGUUGAUCCAAAUCAUUUCAAGGGAGAACAUACGUUUGUUCCUGUAACACAAAAAGGUUACUGGCAGUUUGACAUGGGUGAUGUUCUCAUUGGUGGUGAACCCACUGGAUACUGUGAAAGUGGUUGUUCAGCGAUAGCAGAUUCUGGAACUUCUCUGCUUGCAGGUCCAACGACAGUGAUUGCCAUGAUAAACAAAGCUAUUGGAGCAUCUGGAGUUGUUAGCCAGCAAUGCAAGGCUGUUGUGGAGCAGUAUGGGCAAACUAUUCUGGAUUUACUUUUGGCUGAGACACAACCGAAGAAGAUCUGCUCUCAGAUUGGUCUGUGCACCUUUGAUGGCGCUCAUGGUGUGAGUAUGGACAUCGAGUCCGUGGUGGAUAGGGAAAACGCCAAACCAUCUGGUGCCCUCGGAGAUGCGGCAUGCUCUGCAUGUGAGAUGGCAGUUGUCUGGAUCCAGAACCAGUUGAGGCAGAACAUGACUCAAGAUCGCAUAUUGAACUACAUCAACGAGCUGUGUGAGAGAAUGCCAAGCCCAAUGGGAGAGUCAGCAGUUGACUGCGCACAACUGUCGACAAUGCCUACCGUUUCCCUCACCAUCGGAGGAAAAGUCUUUGACCUUGCACCAGAGGAGUAUAUACUGAAGAUGGGAGAGGGGCCAGUGGCUCAGUGCAUCAGUGGCUUUAUAGCUCUCGACGUCCCACCACCUCGUGGACCUCUCUGGAUACUGGGAGACGUGUUCAUGGGUAAAUACCACACAGUGUUCGACUUUGGCAAUGAGCGUGUUGGCUUCGCAGAAGCAGCUGCUGCUGCUGCUUAGACAGAGGAGGAUGAAACAACAACUGAGGUUUCUCUCUUCUGUUGUCUGGAUAUGGUUCUCUCUCUGUCCGUGUCUGUAAACGUGUUUCCACAGUCUAAAUUUCAACGACUCUCUCUCUCUCUGCGUUUGUUAAAAUAAUAAUCUAAGAAGUUGAUGGUUUGUUGUUCUUUUUUUAGGAGACCAAACAUCUUCAUCUAUUUCUGUAUAUAGACCCCUUUGGUGACGUGGCUGUUUUCGGUGUUUGAUUCCAUUAAUCAUGUGUCAAUGUUAUGAAUUCAACGUUUGAUU